Molecule: messenger RNA, 747 nt
Organism: Paramecium tetraurelia
Lineage: Eukaryota; Ciliophora; Oligohymenophorea; Peniculida; Parameciidae
Exons: 3
Source: RefSeq, a predicted model, not a curated record
AUGAGUUUUAUUAUUUUUAUUAUAUAUACAGUCUAUUGUUCAGAGAGCACAGGGCUCAGAAUUGAUUUAAAUAUUGAAAUCCCUUUGUUGGAGAAUCAAUAUGUCAUUUUUCACUCAAACUUAUAUAAAUCAGGAGCAAGUCAAGAAAUUCAACCCCAAAAAAAACUAUUAGCUAAUUUGGUAUUUUUUAGAUUAAGAUAGAAAAACAAUUCAUAAGGAGUUUACUCUUAGAAAUUUGAUUUUCUUGAACUGAAUAACUCAUAAGAUAUAUCAUGUUACCAAUAGAAUGUUAUGAUCCUCUAAGAUGUUUAAAGUUGCACAUAAAAUUGCACACUACAGUCAAUCUAAAAUCAAAUCCUGGGAGCAAGCACUGUUAGCUAAAAUAUUACAGAUUCAUCUUACUUUAUAGUCGAUAAUACAUAAUUGCCAUGCGUUAAUGGAACUUUUUUUAAAUUACUUGUUCCAUGGGUGACGGUCUAAGUAUUAUUUACCUUUUAAGAUUCUUCUUAUUUGAUUGGGACUAUUAUUAUUGUCCUAUUGGUCACUAUUAUUACUAUUUAAAUCAUGUCAAUAAUUGUGCUGUAUUAUAAAUUGCGAAAAUAUAAGAAAAAAAUGAAACGAUCUUAAGACAAGAACAUUGCCAAAAGAAACAAUAUUAUGAGAAGUGACUAUCAAGAAAAUGUUGAAGAUCAAUCCAUAUCACUCUAAGAAUUGAAGAGCUAAUAGAAUUCUUAUUUCUAAAAUUGA